AUGAGCCAAUGCACUAUCGAGAGAACCAUAUGGCAGCUUCUUAGAACAGGUGCUUGGUUUCAGCUUGCAUUGAACGAGUUUUCAGACCAAGAAUGGUACGAAAACUUUCGCUUGUCCAGGGCGACAUUUCGAUUUCUUGUUGA
Messenger RNA from Porites lobata, 143 nucleotides. The record is from the annotation of a GenBank genome assembly. NCBI's taxonomy places the organism in Eukaryota, Metazoa, Cnidaria, Anthozoa, Scleractinia, Poritidae.